Chaetomium fimeti is the source of this 2357-nucleotide messenger RNA. Its product is annotated as GMC oxidoreductase-like protein. The record is from RefSeq and is a predicted model, not a curated record. The transcript is spliced from 7 exons. Bases 366 to 2270 code for a protein of 634 amino acids. Lineage: Eukaryota; Fungi; Ascomycota; Sordariomycetes; Sordariales; Chaetomiaceae. Gene Ontology annotation, molecular function: oxidoreductase activity, acting on CH-OH group of donors; flavin adenine dinucleotide binding. Gene Ontology annotation, biological process: secondary metabolite biosynthetic process.
GUGAAACCCAUGCGGCCAACAGUUUCCAAUUCACACCCUUCACAUCCCUAUCCGGGCGGGAGGGCCGAGGUGAGGGGAAUUGUCCAUGAAUGGUAUGGUUCCCCUGCACCCCGACCCGGGAUCCGAGCUCGAAUGCUCGUCGACCCUGGCAGCAAUGGCAUGCUGGACGCGAAACCUUCCAGAACACGUUAGAAAAUAUUGUCUCUUGCAUCCUUGGCCGCAAAGCGGCAAGCUUCGAGAAGGAAAGUAGGAGUGGGGGGCCAUUUCAAGUGUACAUAUAGUCGGGGUCCUUUUCCUGUGUCUUCUGACUGCUGUCUUGCUCUCCAGGUUCCUGGAAAGCAACGCUUCGCCUUUCCUCAAGCACAAUGGCACUUUCCAAAGUCUCCCUCGCCGCUGUUAGCCUGCUGCAACUGUUCGUCGCGGUAGACGCUUACAGCCCUGCCGCUCGCUCAGUCACCCACUCGACGGUCCUUAGCAGAGCUGAUGACCUUCUGCCUGAAUAUGACUACAUCAUCGUCGGCGGUGGCACGGCAGGAUUGACCGUCGCCGACAGGCUUACAGAGGAUGGAAAGCAUUCUGUUCUUGUCCUGGAACGGGGUGUAUUCCAGAACUCUUCCUCGGUAACGACGGUCUCCGGCGGCUUUUGGGGCCUCAUUGACCCAACCAUCACCUUUAACAUCAGCUCCGUUCCCCAAACGGGGUUGAACAACCGCAGUGUUGCUGUGAUUGGCGGCCUGGUUCUUGGAGGUAGCUCCGGCGUCAACGGCAUGCAAGUACUUCGAGGACAGAGAGAAGAUUAUGACCGCUGGGGAGCUUACUUUGGGAAGAAAUCCGAGUGGAGCUGGGAAGGCCUCCUGCCGUAUUUCCAAAAGGCGUGGAACUUCCACCCGCCCAGUCCCGAACUGGUCAGCCAGUUCGACAUCAAGUACGACGCCGAUUACUGGGGGAGCUCUUCCAACGUACACGCGUCUUUCCCAACUUUCUCUUGGCCAGUUCUUAAGAUGGAGAUGGCUGCGUUUGGAGACAUACCCGGGGUCGAGUUCCCAUCCGAUUCAGGAUCCGGCGAGACUGGAGCGUAUUGGCACCCGGCAUCGGUUGACCCGGCCACUGUUCUCCGAUCAUUUGCGAGACCCGGACAUUGGGAUGAUAUCGAGGCGGAACGCACCAACUACCAUACAUUGACCGGGCAGAGGGUUCUGAAGGUUGGGUUUGAGGGCAAGCGCGCCACCGAAGUGGUUUUCGUUCCGGGAGACGCAACGGACCAGAGCCAAGCCCGGUCAGUCAAGGCCAAAAAGGAGAUCAUCAUGGCCGCCGGUUCCAUCCACACGCCCCAAAUUCUGCAAGCAAGUGGUGUCGGGCCGAAGCAGUUGCUACAGAAAGCGGGUGUGCCGCUUGUCGUUGAUUCUCCUGGUGUCGGGAGCAACUUUCAAGACCAGCCGUUUACCAUCGCUCCCAGCUUCAACCUUACCAACUUCCCCUUCCACCCCGACUUCUACGAUAUGCUGUUGAACCAGACCUUCAUCGCCGAGGCGCAAGCACAGUUUGCGGCGAACAGGACUGGGCCGAUGUCGAUCGCGUCUGGCAACUGCGGCAGCUGGCUUUCUCUGCAAGUCAUUACCCCUGAGUCUUGGGAGGACAUCGCGAAGCGGUACGAAGCGCAGGAUCCAGCGGCACACCUGCCCUGCGGCACCGAUAAGAAGGUGAUUGCCGGGUACAAGGCGCAGCAGAAAGCACUGGCCAAAUCCAUGAGAAGCAAAGACUCGGCCGCUUACAACUUCUUCCUGCGUGGCGGGUACGAGGAGGGUUCCGUCGUUUACCUCCACCCGACCAGCCGUGGCACCGUUCACAUAAACCCUGCCGAUCCCUUCUUCUCGCCGCCCGAGGUCGAUUAUCGGGCGCUUAGCAACCCGACCGACCUCGAGGUUCUGCUUGAGUUCACUCCUUUUACCCGGAAGUACUUUUUGGAGACAAGGAUGAACACGCUUGACCCCGUCGAGCUCUCCCCUGGCGCUGAUGUGACGGCACCGGAGGAUAUCGAGGCUUGGCUCCGGUCUGUCAUGGUUCCAUCCUCCUUCCACCCGAUCGGCACCGCCGCUAUGUUGCCACAGAAUCUGGGUGGUGUUGUGGACGAGGACCUCUUGGUGUAUGGAGUUAAGGGGCUCAGCGUUGUCGACGCCAGCGUGAUGCCCGACUUGCCCGGAUCGUACACGCAGCAGACGGUGUAUGCCGUGGCCGAAAAGGCAGCCGAUCUCAUCAAGAGCAGGGCAUAAUAGUGUACGGAUUAGGGUUGAUUGUUAUGGACAGUUGCAUGUAGAUAUAAACGUCGUGAAACUCUAUAAACUCUAUGAGUGGAAAAC